CUAGCUGGCUGUCAACAUUGUGGCAUGGUUGUGAUUGAGUUCUGUUAGUUUACGAUCGUAAAAUGAGGAAUCUUUCGGUUUCCCGUCAUAUUGCAUUAAAUAUUCCAGAAAGUAAUGCGUUUUCGCAGUUUACUGUAGAUGUAGCUACAGGUGACAUCUUAGGAUAUAGUGAGAAGACAGUGUAUAAAUUGUCUGCUAAGAGCGGUGAGGUAGAAUGUUUUCUCAGUUUGGAAGAACUCGGUCAUUUGACAACAUGUUACGAUAUCAUAGGCAUGAACGUAAAUUCUGUCAGCGAAGAAGUUUGCUUGGUGCUAGCCAGCGGUGACAUAUUAACUGUAGAAAGUUAUUCCAAGGAAGUGGAAUGUGUCGGAAGUGUCGACAGUGGGGUAUCUGCAGUUCAGUGGAGUCCCGACGAAGAAAUGAUAGUUCUUGUCACCGGGAAAGAAAGCAUUAUUACUAUGACUGGAUCAUUCGAUCCUGUUAAUGAAGUGGAUUUUCACGAUGAUAGUUUCGGCGAAAAGCAGUUCAUAACAGUCGGCUGGGGGAAGAAAGAAACACAGUUUCAUGGUUCUGAAGGGAAGGCAGCAGCUAGAGCAGAAGAGAAACCUGUUGUUCCGUCGGAAGGUGAUGAUACAGUUCCCAGAGUGAGUUGGCGAGGCGAUGGCAGUCUUUAUUGUGUUAGCUUGUUGCACCGUAACAACUUUCGCCAAAUAAAAAUUUUUAACCGUGAAGGUGUUUUGCAAUACACAAGUGAGUACGUACCUGGUCUGGAAAUGAGUCUUGCAUGGAGACCUUCGGGGAAUUUGAUAGCAUCCACACAAACACUACCAAAUAAACACCAGGUAAUAUUUUUCGAAAAAAAUGGUCUACGACAUGGUGAAUUUUCGUUGCCAUUCGUCCCACAGGAAGUGUACAUACCUUGGCUAUCGUGGAAUUGUGAUUCAGACGUUCUGGCCGUAUUAUGUAAGAAAAAAAAUUCCAGUCAGUCAUUUUUGCAGCUCUGGACAAGCAACAAUUAUCAUUGGUAUCUCAAACAAAACUUAUUGUUUGAUGACAAUGAACUAAACUUGAAAGUCCAGUGGGAUAUCGAAAUCAGUUUACGUCUGCAUGUAUGUCAGGGAUCGAGGUAUAUGCGGUAUGAUUUGUCCUGGGGGACAGAUUAUAGUUCCAUAUAUUGCAGUGAUGCAGAUGUUGCUGUUAUUGAUGGAGAAAAAUUGUUGUUAACAUCAUUUCGGAAUUCAGUGAUACCUCCUCCAAUGUGUGGAGAAACACUCACAUUGCCAGCUGCUAUUAACACUGUAAUGUUUUCUUCAAGCACAUUACACAAGCUUUGUGUGAUAAUGUGUAAUGGUGACCUAGCUAUAUUCGGGAGAGAAGAAGUUAAAAAUGAACAUGUACUCAUCAGUAUGGGGCAGUUGUUAUGGGAAUGUGAAAAUUCAGGCAUAAAACACUGUCUGAAUAUGCAUCAUUGGCUUUGGCUUACUGAUGAAGUUCUUUUAAGUACUGUCUCUGUGGGAUGUACAUCAGUGCUCAUUAAUAUCAGCUUGUUGGCUGAUGGAAGUAUUGUAAUCAGGAAAACAUUGAAUAUACCUGGAAGCAUUGUAUCCCUUACUAAAUUAUGUACAAGUUCAGCUGCAUUAAUUCAACUGUCUGAUGGGCAAAUGUUAAAAUAUCUACCAUCCGAGAAUAAAACGGAACAAUUUGGGAGAGCAAUGCCAGAGCCCUGCACUGUGAUGCUGACGUGCACUGUUGGUGACACGGAAUGCGCUCUGGGACUCACGAACCGUGGUAAUUUGUAUGUGACUAGUGAAGCAGAUCGUGAUCCAGCACUUGUCUCUAGUGGUAUCACAUCUGUUUUUGUGUUACCAAAAUUUCUUCUAAUGGUUACAUCACAACAUACAUUGUGUUGUGUUAAACUGGAAAAUUUUGACUGUUUACUGCAUGCUCAGCAUGAAAAGGGUGGCAGACGUGUGGAAAGAGGUUCACGAAUUGUGGUGGCUGUUGAUACUCGUGUUGUUCUGCAGAUGCCACGUGGAAAUUUGGAGACGGUUACACCACGAACAUUAGUGUUAGAUGUUGCAGCUCGGUACUUGAAUGCUGCUAACUACAGUUCUGCAUUUGAACUGUUUCGUAAGCAGCGAAUAAAUCUGAAUCUUUUGUUUGACCAUGAUCCAGAGAGAUUUUUAUCCAACAUUGACAAUUUUGUGGAGGAUUUGCACAAUCCCUCGUGGUUAUCAUUAUUCCUCUCUGAAUUGUCCAGUGAGGAUGUAGUGCAAACAAUGUAUGCAGCUUCAUAUAGUGGAGGAAGCACAAGAAAGGUGUUUGAUGAUAAGGUUAAUCUGGUUUGUGACAAGAUACGUGAGGCUAUCCAGAAGCGUGAUGAUGCUUCACUUUAUCUUUUCCCCGUCCUGACAAGUUAUGUGCGUAAAAACAAUAAAGAUGAUCUGGCAUGUGCACUGAAAGAAGCUAAGGCUUCUAAGCACAUAUCUGUUGAUGAAGCUCUUAAAUAUUUAUUUUAUAUGGUUGAUGUAAAUGAGAUGUACAACAUUGCACUUGGUCUUUAUGACUUUGACCUAGUAACAUUAGUUGCAUCAAAGUCAACAAAAGACCCUAAGGAAUACCUCCCAUUCCUGAAUGAGUUACGCAGAUUGGAACCGAAUUACCAAAAGUAUACCAUUGACAAAUAUUUAAAACGGUACAAAUCAGCACUAUCUCAUAUUUCAAAAUGUCCAGAGCAUUUUGAUGAGUGCUUAGAACUAAUAAAGACACACAAAAUGUAUUCUGAGGCCCUACAGCUUUUUAAUAAGUCUAAUGAUCUUUACUGCAAAGUAGCUGAGGCCUAUGCUGAUUAUCUCAUAGCAGAGCAUAAAUUUCAUGACGCAGGAAUAAUGUAUGAACGUAGCAAGAAAAUGGAAAAGGCACUGGAUGCUUACCAAAGGUCUCUGGAUUGGCAGGAGGCUUCCAUUGUGCUGUCCCAGCUGAAUUACAGGGAGAACCAGGAAGCAGAUUUUUGGCGAAACAUGGUUGCAGAUUUGGUAUCAAAUCGGCGUUACACAGAUGCUGCCUGUGUUCUAAAAGAUUUCUUGAAUGAUGCUGAGGAAACUGUUGCUGUUCUGACACAAGGUCACUGUUGGUGUGAGGCUGUGCGGAUAUCGUACCAGAGCAAAAGGCCUGACCUAUUAGAAACACAUGUAAAACCAGGAAUUCUGGAGCAUAAGGAUCAUAUUGUUCAUCAACUAAAUAAUGCAAGUAAAAGUUUCACCACAUACAAAGCUCGAUUAGCAGCUGUUAGAGAAGAAAAAGUUAAACUGAAGGAAAACUUUGGUGAUGCUGAUGAAGAAAUCAAUGUACAUCCUGAAAAUGAACUGUUCUCCGACACCAGUAGCAUAGCAGCUUCGACUCUGAGAACAUCUAGGACAGACUCUAAGGCUUCCACGCGUAGUAGCCGAUCGAGUAAGAAUCGCCGCAAACAAGAACGGAAAUUACUCAGUUUAAAAGAAGGCAGCAAGCAUGAAGAUCUAGCACUGGUUCAGGCCUUGCAUCAGCAGAUCACAAUUUGUCUUAAUUUAAAGGAUGAGGUUGGAAUGUUGUGCAAAAUGCUUCUAAGAUUUGGCAGAGAUGCUGAUGCUGCUGCUUUGCAACAUUUGCUUGAUUCAGUGCUGAGUGAAAUGCAGCGUAGCACGGACGAAAUCUGGUCGGCCGAUCUGCUAUUGCAACCUGUCAGGAGCUUUGGACCAGAUGCAACAACGAAUAGCAUCAUCGAGUCAUUCAAUGCAGGUGUUUCUUCUGGAACGAACCUUCAUUUGCUAGAACCCCAUGUCAGAUAUCCUCCUACAAUGACAGGUUCUCAGUGGAAGCUGCAGAUCUUGGAAAAUAAUGCUUGAGCGUUAAUUUAUGUAUGAUAACUGUAAAUAAAUUUUUUUUAAUUCAUUAAA
Schistocerca americana (American grasshopper) is the source of this 3935-nucleotide messenger RNA. It is a transcript of the gene Elp1, whose product is annotated as elongator complex protein 1. Lineage: Eukaryota; Metazoa; Arthropoda; Insecta; Orthoptera; Acrididae. Gene Ontology annotation, biological process: tRNA wobble base 5-methoxycarbonylmethyl-2-thiouridinylation. Gene Ontology annotation, cellular component: elongator holoenzyme complex; cytosol. The coding region runs from base 63 to 3884 and encodes 1273 amino acids. The record is from RefSeq and is a predicted model, not a curated record. The transcript is spliced from 14 exons. Gene Ontology annotation, molecular function: protein binding; tRNA binding.